Messenger RNA from Panicum hallii, 1580 nucleotides. RefSeq names its product BTB/POZ domain-containing protein At1g21780. The transcript has 3 exons. NCBI's taxonomy places the organism in Eukaryota, Viridiplantae, Streptophyta, Magnoliopsida, Poales, Poaceae. The coding region runs from base 145 to 1149 and encodes 334 amino acids. Gene Ontology annotation, molecular function: protein binding. The record is from RefSeq and is a predicted model, not a curated record.
CAUGGGGCGGCAAGGGUCGGCGAUAAACUAAUCCAUUCCAUAUGGACACCCAACCCAACAAAACAAAGGGAAGGGGCGGCGGCGCCGGCGAGUCAUCGUCACUCCUCACUCCUCAGUCACCUCACCCUCUCGGUCGCCGGGGCGAUGAGUCUGAGCGGCGGCGGCGCGCCGGACUCCCGCGUGGAGACCAUCUCCCGGCUGGCGCAGUGGCGCAUCGACACCCUGGGCCCCUGCUCCUUCCGCCGCUCCGACCCCUUCAAGCUCGGCAUCUGGAACUGGUACCUGUCGGUGGAGAAGAGCCGCUCCGUGUGCAUCCGCCUCUUCCCGGAGCCCGGCCGGGUCGCCAAGGAGCAGCCCCCUCUCGCGCGGUUCCUGCUCCGCGUCUCCUGGCCCGGCCCGCCGCGCCGCUCCUGCGCAUCCCCUGUGCAAGAGCAUCUUCUCCGAACCAGUGAUGACUUUGUCUGGCAAGUCGAUGCCAUAUCCCAUGGGCGUUUCACAAUCGAUGUUGAGUUUCUGGAGCUGAGGAUAGCCACUAACAAUGGUACCGAAUCAUCUUCGUCGAUCUGGCCGAACGAAGGCAUGGUGCAGAGGAUUGCUGGUAAGAGCACUCUGGGAUGCCUUUCCCGCAUGCUGACAGAGUCCAUCCACACCGACGUGACCAUCAACACGACUGAUGGCAUCCUCAAGGCCCACAAGGCUGUCCUGGCAGCUUGCUCUCCCGUGUUUGAGAGCAUGUUCGUGCACGAUCUCAAGGAGAAGGAGUCGUCCACGGUCAACAUCAACGACAUGUGCCUGGAGUCCUGCUCGGCGCUCCUCGGCUUCAUCUACGGGACGAUCAAGCAGGAGCAGUUCUGGAAGCACCGGCUGUCGCUGCUGGCCGCGGCGAACAAGUACGGCAUCGGCGACAUCAAGGACUGCUGCGAGGAGAGCCUGCUGGAGGACAUCAACUCGAGCAACGUCCUGGAGAGGCUCCACGUGGCGUGGCUGUACCAGCUGGGGAGGCUGAAGAAAGGGUGCCUCAGCUACCUGUUUGUGUUUGGGAAGAUUUACGACGUGAGGGAUGAGAUCCAUAGCUUCUUCCAGCACGCGGACCGCGAGCUGAUGCUGGAGAUGUUCCAGGAGGUGCUCAGUGUCUGGAAGCCCAUAUGAUAUGACUGACAGACUGAGCCGUCGGACCGACCCUCUGGGUACAAGCAUUGUGCUUCCAGUUUAAGUAUGGUGGCUUGUUCAGUUGCAAUGUAGUGUAAAUAUGUAUUUAUGUAGUGUAAAUAUUUGAAAGGUUGGUAGGAAUGUGGUGAAGGCAGAAUCAUCCUUGCUUAAGAUCCAAACACACCCUAAGUGGUAAGGAAGGAUAAUGCGUAUUCCUUGUGGGGUUUGCAAGUGAUUUUGGUGUCCUUGUCAAAUAUAGGCUGCUCUGGAUUGAGUCAGGGAUGUGUGUAGCAAUCCACGCGGUUGGUUAUCCUAUAUGUAUGUUUUGUCUGGAAGAAGCCAGCCAUGCAUCUUUGGCGUGCUGUGCUGUACUAUAUGACUGACUGUUAAUCGAGAAUUGCCUUAAUGAAUUGGUCUUAGAAUUUGGAUGA